AUGAUCAAUGUGCUGUGGUGUGCCAAACUGGUGCUCCGCCCCUUUGACCGGAUGCUGGCCUUGUCCUUCCACCUCCUUUGGUUUGAGCUGAACCUUUUGGUGGAGCGCUUCGUGGCGCUGGUGCCCAUCCCGGGACUGCAAGGCUGGCUGCGGAACCUGGAGAUGGCCAUCGAGGCCUUUUUUAUCGCAGAGGCGCUGCAGUGGGUUGCCACUGCUUUGGUGCUCAGCGGAUUUUGGCUGACCUACGCCCUGUUUCUCCCGGGAACUGGGGAGGAUCAUCGCUUGGCCUUUGACUGGAGCUCGGAUGUCACAAAAGCAGACACGACUGACACCGUGCUGCAGGCGCUGCGAGAUCCGGAGCUGCUGCAGGCGUGCAAGGACUUCCCCUUGCAUUUCUCGAGUUACCACCGAGAGCUGGAGCUGGAGCUGGCCAGCGACCUCUCGGACUGCGAGCGGGCAGGCUUCGUCCGGCUGCAGCUCUUGGAUGCCAACAGCUCCGUGGUGGCGACCCCAACACCCUGGCGCCAGUUGGUCUUCCGAGAGCGGAGAUCCUGGCUGGAAUGGGCGCUGCACGGUGCCGCGGCGGCCAACUUGCCGCCUGUGCCGGCGGAGGUGCUGGACGGCAUCCCAGCAGCAAGGUUCUGCGUGGCUCCGCCGCUCCUGGCGGACGGCGCCCUGCACGGGACCUACAGACUCCCACACCUCUGGGGAGCCGCCCAAGCAAGGCCGCUGCGCUUCAGCGCGUGGCUGGUGUUCUGCACCGGGCUUGUCACCUGGACGGCGGUGGGGGCGGUGCUCGUGUGCCUCCUGGCCUCUCGGCCGCGGAUGGAGCCGCCCCAGCCCAUGCAGCCGCCCCAGGAAGAGACGCUGAGCAUCUGGUCCAAGCCAGCUAGCUUGUGGAAGCAGUCCUGCGAUGCAGCAGAGGAAGCCGCCCACUCCGUGGUGGAGGCCAUGAAGAGUCCGGAGACGCGGGUCCAGGCGGCCUCCGCCAUCUCUGGCGCAGCUGUGCUCGGAGUCGGCGGAGGCAGUGCGGGGCUGAUCACCGGCGGAUUGGCCGGGGCCACCCUGGGGCUGGCCCCGGCGCUGUUCACCUUCGGCCUCUCAGUUCCCUUGGGAGCGGUCCUCGGGGGCUCGGUGGGUGCCGCUACAGGAACCGUGGCCGGCGGCGGCGCCGGUGCCGUCCUAGGCAGCUCUCUGGCCCGCAGGUUUGCCGCGGCCGGGCUGCACUUGGCGUCUGAUGCCAAGUGA
This is a messenger RNA of Effrenium voratum, 1248 nucleotides long. The record is from the annotation of a GenBank genome assembly. NCBI's taxonomy places the organism in Eukaryota, Dinophyceae, Suessiales, Symbiodiniaceae.